Thrips palmi is the source of this 3185-nucleotide messenger RNA. RefSeq names its product zinc finger protein 664-like. The record is from RefSeq and is a predicted model, not a curated record. Bases 2007 to 3185 code for a protein of 392 amino acids. NCBI's taxonomy places the organism in Eukaryota, Metazoa, Arthropoda, Insecta, Thysanoptera, Thripidae. The transcript is spliced from 7 exons.
GGAAAACUCACUAAGGGGAUAAUCAAAACUAGUUAAAGUAGCACAGGAGGAAAUUCGCAGCCUGGUCACCUCAAGAAAGUUGAUAAUUUUCACACUUGCACUUACAGCCAAUCAUUACUUAAUCAGUAACUUGUGUGAUAUAGACUACUUUGUAAAUGUUUUGUUGAAUUGUUUGCCAAUCUUGUACGCCUAGCAUGUUUCGCCGUUCCUCCUGUCUUGUGCAUGUUUGCGAUGUGCCGACUUCUAUCUCAGUUAAAGCGCUUUCAUUACUUUACUUUAAGAUCCUUUGUGAAAAGUUUCUGUUAAAUUUGCGCGUCUUAAGAUACUUCAUUCCGCUCUUGCAGCGUCAAAUGUAACUAGUAAAUCGUUUUUUACAGUCUCGACGACUUGCGAGGUCUUUUCGGUUGACCAGAUAUUUCUUGGAAUGUUCUUCCAUUAUGUUAUGUAUCCUUGGACUUAUUGCAAAUCAAGUCUCUAAUGUCGUCUUCAUUAAGCACUUCCUGUGUAUAUAGCGUGAAUUAAACCAUGAGUAAAAAGCCAUUUUUGAACUGUCGACUUCGCUCAGCGGUAGCCUUGUCAUCAUGAUUGCAAAAAACAAAUGCCUUAUUUUACAACUUGCAGCAAUGAACUCUAUAUGUACACGAUGGUUGAAAUCAAUUUUCGCUGCACGCUGGUUGCUCAUCUUCUUUGCUUCGAACGAGGUCAGUAUGUUGCAAGGCGUUACCAGCCCGGAGCUUCUCAACGGUUGAAGCUUUAUAGCUUCACGAUGAGUUCUACAAGCUCAAGUUUGACGUAAUCGUCCUUACUUAGAGUGUAACAAAAUCAUAUUGACAACUGCUAUCUUAACACAACGAUUUGUAACUUUUUACAAUUUUUAUACACAUAGUUCGAAAUACUAUAGAUUCACUUUGGUUGUCUUCAUGACCCCCGUCCGCCUCGAAGCGGUUCUGACGCCGUGCCUCCUUUGCAGGUGCCGCUGCCCUGCCGCCACCGCGGGUCCCGGACGUGCUGCGUGGUGUCGCUGCGCUGGAGGAGGUUGCUGCCCGGAACCCCAACGAUGACCGCCUUGGCGCCGCACGCAACGCCCAGACUGCGGCGGAUGUGGUUGGAAUCUGCCGAGGCGCCAGACGCACUGCCACUCGCGCUGCCCACUGUGUUGCGGGGCGCCUCGAGCGGCUGCCUGCCAGUGCACUCCCUGGACGCUCCCUGCUCCCGCUGCCCGACAGUGCGUCCGCGGAGCUGCCGUGGCUGCGGGCCGAUGUGGCCGAACCUGGAGCUAAAUUUCACUUUAAACAUGUCGUGUACUCCAGGAACAAGUGUCAACACUUGCGACUUCACGUGGCGUCGGUCACCAUGUACACUGCACAUUGUAGAUGCCUGACACAAACCCCAUACGGCAAUGAGCAGUUUACUCGAUGGUUGAUUCCACGCGAAGAAGCACAAAGCGUUUUCACUUACGUUUUCGCUUCAUAACUACCACUUAAUUAUAUUUGUUGGUGCAUCUGUAGCCGUGGUUUAUUUUCUUAAAAGAAACUAGUAAACGUUUUUCGUUACCUUCGUUUACACUGUACGCCAUCUGCUUGUUUUUGUGAGUGUCUGAUUCUUUUCUGAGCAUUCUUUUGUGGAUGAAAAUCCACUGCUCCCGUAAUCUCAUUUUGGUGGCGGUCCUGGAUGCUUCGGGUGCUUGCUUGUACUGCAUGAGGCUGUGAAUUCGGUGUGAAAAACCAAGAGUUUCUAACGCCAAGUGCCUUCCAGGUAUUCCCUGCAUUGCUGCCAAGAGUGCCUUUUGCGUGGACGACUUUGGUCCACACGGUCCCCUGCUGUCCCAGCCGCAGUCCUUGGACAGCCACGGCGCGCAUCACAGUGGCAGCCAAUCCAGAGCAGCUCAGGACGUGCCAGACUCCGGGGAGACGAGUUCCAGUGACGUGACGGUUGUGGAAUUGAAUGUGGAAGCCGAGCAGCGGGAAGGCCCUGGUGAUGCGGCCUUUCUUUGGAACGCUGCGACGAUGAAGUCUGAGGAAGGAGCGGGCGUGCACGAGGAAGCCAGGGAUCCGCUGGCCGCAGCGGAAGCCGUGCCCUCUGUCCAGGAGUGUCUUCGGAGCCUCGACAGCCCUAGUGCUGCUCCACCCAGUUUGCCCCGUUUUCAGCUGAAGCGGGAUCCGCUGGCCGCAGCGGAAGCCGUGCCCUCUGUCCAGGAGUGUCUUCGGAGCCUCGACAGCCCUAGUGCUGCUCCACCCAGUUUGCCACUUUUCCAGCUGCAGCGGGACCUGCACACACAGCACGGCGCGGCCUGCCGAGGUGGCGACUCGGAAAGCGACGUCCAGGGCGUGGCUGCGGACGAGGCCCAGCAGCUCCUCAUCGCCGAGACCUUCUCGCUGGCAGUGCCGGCUGGCGACGCAGUCCCGGUGGAGCAGGCCUCGCGCAGGGAGGCAGGCAGGAAGGCGCGCCGCGGCUUCAAGUGUGGAGAGUGCGGCGAGUGUUUUGGUGCGGAGGCGGCAUUGAGGCGGCAUCUGGCGAGGCACGCCAAGGGCGGGCCGCACUCGAGCGGGCUGUGCGGCAAGGGGUUCACUAGUGCAAAGGAUCUUGUCAGGCACGAGAGGAGCCACACCGGGGAGAAGCCCUACCAGUGUGAAGAGUGCGGAAAGAAGUUUUCCGAUUCAAUUCACAAGAGAAUCCACACCGGCGAGAAGUCCUACCAGUGCAACGAGUGCGGGAAAAAGUUUUCUGAUAUAAGCCAUCUUCACGUGCACAAGAGGAUCCACACUGGGGAGAAGCCGCACCAGUGUGAUGAGUGCGGAAAGAAGUUCUCUCGGUCAAAUAUUCUUCAAGUCCACAGGAGGAUUCACACCGGCAGGAAGCCCUACCAGUGCAACGAGUGCGGGAAAAAGUUUUCUGAUAUAAGCCAUCUUCAUGUGCACAAGAGGAUCCACACUGGGGAGAAGCCGCACCAGUGUGAAGAGUGCGGAAAAAAGUUUUCUGUUGCAAGUCAUCUUAAAGUUCACAAGAGAAUCCACACCGGCGAGAAGCCCUACCAGUGCAACGAGUGCGGCAAAAAGUUUUCUGAUCCAAGCCAUUUUCACGUGCACAAGAGGAUCCACACAGGGGAGAAGCCGCACCAGUGUGACGAGUGCGGAAAGAAGUUCUCCGCAUCAAAUGUUCUAAAAAGGCACAGGAAAACUCACUAA